AUGGCGUCCAUUCUCAAACAGCUAUCAGACCUCAUAGCAGCUUCGGUCCACGACAUUGACGCUGCUUGCGAUGCACGAGGAAUACCUUUUCCCUCUCUGGAUGAGCCGUUCUCGGAGGAAUCGGAGCGCGCACGCCAGGAGCAAGAAGUUCUCAGCAGUAUUGGUAUCAUAGUUGCUGCCGCGACGCAGCUCAUCGCUGUCGCCAGGGUCCCGUCGAACUAUCUGCUCUCCAUGGUCCUUCAGCAUACCAUCCCUGCUUGUCUCGGAGCUGCAAACGAUGGCCAUGUUGCCGAGAUAUUGCGCGAGGCCGGUCCACAGGGAGCGCAUGUCAAUGAUAUCGCCGAAAGGAACGGCAUGAAUGCGGCUCGGAUUGGUCGAGUUCUUCGGCUGCUCGCUACGCACCAUAUAUUCAGGGAAGUUACUCCCGACGUUUUCACUAAUAAUCGCGUCUCUUCUCUGCUAGACACCGGAAAACCAGUGGAGGAACUCCUUAAAUUCCCACUCAUCAAACACGACGGCACCUCCGGUUUUUCUGCGGCCGUUGGACAUCAAUCAGAUGAGACGUUCAAACACGUUGCAGCACUUUCUGAGACUCUGCACGACCCUGUAUUUGGCCAUUCAGAUGAGCCCAACCAAUGCGCCCGUUCCAAGGCCUUUAACACAGAUCUUUCUGCCUUUGAAUGGUUGGAACUACCGGAAAAUAGCUAUCGCAGGAGGCGUUUUGGGGUGUUCAUGGAUGGCCUGUCCAAGGUGCAGCUUCUUGACACUAGUUGGAGCGGUUUCGAUUUCUCUUCACUUCCAGAUGGAGGAUUAGUUGUUGACGUUGCUGGAGGCAUCGGAUCUGUGUCGAUGGUGAUUGCAAAAGCCUAUCCGAAGUUGAACAUCGUCGUCGAGGAUUUGCCUGAGGUUGUGCGAGAUGCAGAGAAGUUCUGGAAGGCCAAUCUCGCAGAAUCAUUCGACAGCGGUCGUGUGCGACUUGUUCCCCAUGAUAUGUUUACGCCUCAGCCUGAAGCCUUACGCGCGCCGGAUUUAUUCGUCCUACGUGGAAUUCUUCACGACUGGUCAGAUACCUAUGCGAUGAAAAUUCUGAAGCAUCUCCGCGCUGCGGCAGGUCCAAGGACUCAGCUCCUCAUUAUCGAUAGCGUCCUUCGAUACGCGUGCCCGCCUGACCCUCAGAGGACAGAAACCUUCAAAGUGCCUAAGCUUGUCGAACCGCCUGCACCAUUAUUGGCCAACAUGGGUGGGGCUGCCUCCCUGCAUUAUGCUUAUGAUAUCGUGAUGUUAGCUCUUCAAAAUGGUCAGGAGCGUACCGCUGACCAGUUUAACGAGCUUUUGAGACGCGCAGGAUGGGAGUUGAAAGAAAUCAAGAAACCAGAUAGCACAGGAGCAUGGCUCCCGCAUGUGGUCGCAGCCCCGUUGUAAAAUUUCCCGCUGGAAAGACCCUGCACUUAUUUGAUGUGCGCUGUAUUUGUAUCGCGUAAAGCUUCUUGAAUUACACUUAGCACAGUUUGAAAA
Heterobasidion irregulare TC 32-1 is the source of this 1515-nucleotide messenger RNA. RefSeq lists its product as uncharacterized. The coding region runs from base 1 to 1422 and encodes 473 amino acids. NCBI's taxonomy places the organism in Eukaryota, Fungi, Basidiomycota, Agaricomycetes, Russulales, Bondarzewiaceae. Gene Ontology annotation, molecular function: O-methyltransferase activity. The transcript has 10 exons. The record is from RefSeq and is a predicted model, not a curated record.